Messenger RNA from Diospyros lotus (date-plum), 3872 nucleotides. Its product is annotated as nuclear pore complex protein NUP98A. The transcript has 14 exons. The coding region runs from base 394 to 3480 and encodes 1028 amino acids. Gene Ontology annotation, biological process: post-transcriptional tethering of RNA polymerase II gene DNA at nuclear periphery; RNA export from nucleus; protein import into nucleus. Gene Ontology annotation, molecular function: structural constituent of nuclear pore. Gene Ontology annotation, cellular component: nuclear pore; nuclear pore cytoplasmic filaments. NCBI's taxonomy places the organism in Eukaryota, Viridiplantae, Streptophyta, Magnoliopsida, Ericales, Ebenaceae. The record is from RefSeq and is a predicted model, not a curated record.
CUUACGCACCGACCUUGAUCAUCUCCAUUUCUCUAAAAGCUUCUCUCAUCUCUCACCUGCGUUGGUGGUAGUGGAAGAGGCGGAGAAAGACGCGCAGCAACGGCCGAACCCUUUUCCGGUGGAAGGACAGAUCGAGAGGAACGCGGUAUCGAAUCUGUUUGUCUCUCCCAGCCAGCCAGUUGCCGUCAAAAUUGAUUUAUUUACAUCCAGUUGGUUUGGAAACCCUAGCCCAUUCUUUCUUCGCGCUGUUACUGUGUAGGUUCUGUAAAUUGCUCUUGGGAUACCUAAGGUUUACCCUCCCAUAGUUUUGAAGACCUCAACGGAAUCUUGCCGAAGGACCCUGUGCUCAUUCUGACCGAGAGCCUGUUUCCCGUAGAGAACUUGCAGGGAACAAUGUUUGGGUCAACUAACCCUUUUGGGCAAUCAUCUAACAGCCCAUUUGGGUCUCAACCAGUUUUUGGGCAAGCUAAUAAUGCAAGCAACAACCCUUUUGCUCCCAAACCCUUUGGUGCUACAACACCUUUUGGUUCACAGACAGGAGGUUCCAUUUUUGGUGGCACUUCAACUGGUGUAUUUGGUGCAGCCCAAUCUUCUUCACCUUUGACCUCCACACCAACUUUUGGCACUUCAUCAUCUCCUGCUUUUGGAAGUACUACACCUGGGUUCGGAGCUUCAUCAACUCCUGCUUUUGGUAGUUCCUCAUCAUCAUUUGGCGGUUCUUCUCUCUUUGGGCAAAAGUCUGUUUUUGGCGGUUUUGGGUCUAAUGCCACCCCCACCCAAACAAGUCCAUUUGGAAGCACAUUCCAGCAAUCACAGCCAGCAUUUGGGAGCAGUCUGUUUGGUUCUUCCUCACCUUUUGGUGCAUCAAGCCAACCAACAUUUGGUGCUUCUAGCACCCCAGCUUUUGGUGCUGCAAGCACUCCAGCUUUUGGUUCAACAACAACGCCAACAUUUGGUAGCACGGGCUCUGCAUUUGGUGUCUCAAGUGCCCCUUUAUUUGGAUCUGGGGGUUCAUUUGGGGCUUCAAGCACUCCAGCAUUUGGUGCACCAAGCACCCCUGCCUUUGGUGCAUCAAGCACCCCUGCCUUCGGUGCUUCAAGUACUCCUGCCUUUGGUGCUUCUAGUACUCCUGCCUUAGGUGCUUCUAGUGCUCCAUCCUUUAGUUUUGGUUCCAGUCCUGCAUUUGGACAAUCUACUUCAGCAUUUGGAAGCAGCCCAUUUGGUGCCGCUUCAUCCCCCUUUGGAGCACAGAGUUCUCCAUUUGGAGCCCAGACUCCAACUCCAACAUUUGGUAGCUCUGGUUUUGGGCAAUCUGCUUUUGGGGGUCAACGGGGGGGAAGUAGGGUGGCUGCUUAUACACCAACGGCCGAAGUUGAUAGUGGCAGUGGUACACAGCCUGCUGGAAAGCUGGAGUCUAUAUCAGCCAUGCCAGUAUACAAAGAUAAAAGCCACGAAGAACUGAGAUGGGAAGACUACCAGUUGGGUGAUAAAGGUGGACCAGCUCCUGCUGGUCAGGUUGCUAGUGCAAUUGGAUUUGGUGCUUCUAGUACACCGUCAAAUCCAUUUGCUUCAUCAUCGGCAUUUGGCCAGUCAUCAGCCAACCUAUUUUCAUCCUCAACAUCUUCCAACCCAUUUGCCCCCAAAACUCCAACUUUUGGCAACACGGCCUUUGGACCUUCGUCCACUCCUGCCUUCGCGUCUUCACCUUUUGGUACUUCAUCUACAUCCAACCCUUUUGGGUCAACUUCAUCUGCAACAACUUCUAUAUUUGGUGCAUCAACCCCUGGUUUUGGAGCCAAUACCUCGCCUUCACUUUUUGGUUCAUCAAGCUCAUCUGCUUUUGGGUCUUCAACAUCAGUUUUUGGUUCUACUUCAGCUCCAGGAACAGCUCCAGCAUUUGGUUCUGGCUUAAGUUUUGCUAACACUCAAUCGUCUCCACUGUUCCAGUCAACUACACCUUCACUUGGACAGACAAGUUCAGUUUUUGGACAGACUGGAUCCACUUUUGGACAGAGUGCCCCAGGUUUUGGUCAAUCAAGCUUAUUUAGUACACCGACUACUGGGUUUGGGGGCAACUUGUUCUCAAGCACACCAUCACUGCUAUCUACAAGCAAUCCUAUGGGAUUUGGUCAAACAACUCCAUCACUUUCCACACCUUUUCAGUCUGCUCAACCUGCUCAGACAACAGGUUCUUUUGGGUUUGGCAGCUUUGGCCAGGCACAAGCUGCUGGCGCAAGUGGUUUUGGAGGCACACCAGGCAUCUUUGGUCAGGCUGCAUUUGGACAAUCGCCUGCUACUCAGAGCUCUAUGGUUGCGCAGCCACUACCUGUAACAAAUCCUUUUGGAACUCUACCCACAAUGCCUCAGAUGUCAAUUGGUCGUCUGGGAACUGCACCUUCUGUACAAUAUGGAAUUUCUAGCAUGCCUGUUGUGGACAAGCCUGCUCCUGUAAGAAUAUCAUCUUUGUUGACUUCUCGACAUCUUUCUCAAAGAAGGAUUAGGUUGCCUGCAAGGAAAUAUCAUCCCAAAAAUGAUGGUCCAAAGGUGGCUUUUUUUACGGAUGAUGAAGAGACACCCAGCACGCCUAAGGCAGAUGCUCUUUUCAUUCCCAGGGAGAACCCCCGAGCUCUUGUUAUUCGCCCCUUAGAACAAUGGCCUCCAAGAACAAGUGCCGAUAAAUUACUUCAUUUGAAGGAGACAUCUGCCCCAACAUAUGAAAAUGGUAAAUUUCAUGAAGCUGGUUCUCCCUCCUUUAAUGGCUCCAAUACAGCGGAUAAAGAUAAAAAUCCAGUUGAAAAUGGACUCGGGAAGGAACAAGCUCCUCCUGCCAAACCAAACCAGAAGCCUAAUGGAGUCCAUGAUGAUGAUAGCAACCAGAAAGGGGACUCUUACAUUACUCUAACCGGGCACAGAGCUGGUGAGGCAGCAAUUGUGUAUGAACAUGGGGCUGACAUCGAGGCUCUGAUGCCGAAGCUCCGUCAUUCUGACUACUACACAGAGCCUCGAAUUCAAGAACUAGCUGCCAAAGAAAGGGCAGACCCAGGGUUUUGCCGUCGUGUCAAGGACUUUGUGGUAGGACGGCAUGGAUAUGGUAGCAUCAGGUUCUUUGGGGAGACGGAUGUAAGGCGUCUUGAUCUUGAGUCGCUCGUGCAGUUUAACAACCGAGAGGUGAUAGUUUACAUGGACGAGAGCAAGAAACCUCCCAUUGGACAGGGUCUCAACAAGGCAGCCGAGGUAACGCUCCUCAACAUAAAAUGUUUCGACAAAAAGACCGGGCAUCAAUAUACAGACGGGGCAAAAGUUGAUAGGUACAAGGAGAUGCUAAAGAGAAAAGCGGAGGACCAGGGUGCUGAGUUCGUGUCGUAUGACCCAAUCAAUGGAGAAUGGAAGUUCAGGGUCAGACAUUUCAGCAGGUACAGGUUUGAAGAGGAAGAGGAAGAUGAAUGUAACUGGGAUAUGUGUGUUUCUCCUGCUUGCUGACACUAGUAGUAAGCAAUGUGAAUGUGCUUUGUUUGUUUGUGCUAUGAUCUGUUUGUAUAGAAUAGAAUUUACCUGGAAUUCGUCUGUCAUACUAGCUAGUUGCCGUAUGGUGGAUGAUGGAGCAAUCCGGAGCAGUGGGACUAAGCUGUUGAUGAUGAUGGUGCGCUAAGCCUAAGCUUCUGCCUUUUGAUGUGGUAUCUGUUACUGGGUUUGAACUGUGUUUGUCUGUCUGUGUCUGUCUUGUCAUUUAAGUGGUCGAUUCGGGAGGUUGGUUUGGUUGGACAGUGCCCAAGACCAAGAUUGCAAAUUUUGAUAUUGAUCCAUAAACAAUGUUGUUAUUAUUGUCGUGCAUAUUUCAAGUUUUUCUAUAUAAAAGGCGAGCUCUUGUAAGA